GUUAUUAAAAUGACAAAAUAGAAGAGUAAGGUUGUGGUUAACAAUACAAAAACAACGCAUUAAAUAUUAUAUCAAAAUCAAACCAAUUAUGAAGGCUUAAUGUUAUAAAUUUAAUAAUAUUUUGUUGUAAAUGAAGUAACUAUUAUAAUGUCGAGUGGAGGAACAAAUGUACCAGUUUCAAAAAUUAUUAAAAAUAAAAGCGAAUUUGAAGAUGAACCUAAGAAAAAAUCAAGAGAAGAUUGGCGCAAAGCAAAAGAAUUAGACGAAGCUAGAAAAGCAGGUACCGCACCAGCAGCUGUUGAUGAAGAAGGGAAGGAUAUCAAUCCACAUAUUCCACAAUAUAUAUCAACAGCACCUUGGUAUUACGGUACUUCUGGUCCAACAUUAAAACAUCAAAGACCUCAACCAGAAAAAGAAAGACAAUUUUCGCAUCUUGAUGAAUGGUACAAUCGAGGUGUUGAUCUGUCCAAGACAGCCACAAAAUAUCGUAAAGGUGCUUGCGAAAAUUGUGGAGCCGUAACACAUAAACGUAAAGAUUGCAUGGAAAGACCACGAAAAAUUGGAGCCAAAUUUACGGGAGCACAUAUAGCACCGGAUGAGUUUGUCCAACCAGAUUUAUCUGUCAGCUAUGACGGAAAACGAGAUAGAUGGAGUGGAUACGAUCCCUCUGAACAUAAAUCGAUUAUCGAAGAAUUUCAAAAAUUAGAAGAAGCUAAGCGUCAAAUUCGUGCUGAUAAAUUAAGUGCAGAUGAUGUUGCUGUAGAAGCGGAUGAAGAUAAUGAGGAUGAAGAUAAAUAUGUUGAUGAAGUAGACAUGCCAGGUACUAAAGUCGAUAGUAAACAGCGAAUUACUGUUCGUAAUCUUCGAAUACGUGAAGAUACUGCCAAAUAUUUACGAAAUUUGGAUCCAAAUUCAGCUUAUUAUGAUCCAAAAACAAGAUCGAUGCGAGAUAAUCCAUUAGCAGGCACUGGUAAAGAAUACGAGGCCGAAUAUGGUGGAGAAAAUUAUGUACGUUUUUCUGGUGAUACACAAAAACAUGCUCAAGCUCAAUUAUUUGCUUGGGAAGCAUAUGGUAAAGGAGUAGAUGUUCAUCUAUUAGCUGAACCUACAAAAUUGGAAAAAUUACAACAAGAGUAUGACAAAAAGAAAGAACAGUUUAAAUCAAAAGUGCAUGAGAGUGUACUAGAACGUUAUGGUGGCGAAGAACACUUAAAAGUUCCACCAAAAACAUUACUUUUAGCACAGAGCGAAGAGUAUGUAGAAUAUUCUAGAUAUGGCAAGAUUAUUAAAGGUAAAGAGAAGAAUAUUAUUCGAUCGAAAUAUGAAGAAGAUGUGUUUCCAAGUAAUCAUUCUAGCGUGUGGGGAUCUUUUUGGAAAAAUGGAAAAUGGGGAUACAAAUGUUGUCAUUCGUUCAUAAAGAAUUCAUAUUGUCUUGGAGAAGCUGGCAAGGAAUCCAAUGAAUUACAAACAGAACCAUCAACUAAUGCAUUAAUUGUUGACGAAAGGGAAAAACCUACACUAGCGCAUUCUUCAAACUCGAGUAAUGAAAAUUCAAAUUCUUCAGAUCAAGAAACACAAACCAGUGAAUCUAAACAAUUAUCUAAAAAGAAAAAGAAAGAUAAAAAGAAAAAGAAGAAACGAGAAAAAAAGGAGAAGGAUAAAUUAAAAGAGGCUCUGGAAAAGGAGGAAGAAAGCCAAAGAACUGCUGAAAAACUAUUAAAAAUGGAUGAGCGUAAACGACCUUAUAACAGUAUGUAUGAAGCUAAGAAACCAACUGAAGAAGAAUUAGAAGCUUACUAUAUGAAACGAGUACGAGAAGAAGAUCCUAUGGCUGGUUUUUUAUAAAUAAUUGAACUUUUGUAUAUUUUAAGUGUUUAUAAUAAAUUAGAAUUCAAUAAAUUAUUAUUUUAAGGACGUUCUUCGGGAAGGACUAAAAAUCACGUUUUAUUUGAUCAUCUUUAAAUCGUGUAUAUGCAUUCUCAUUAAUGUCCUUAUUCUUAAAAGUGUUAUAAUAUG
Chrysoperla carnea is the source of this 2016-nucleotide messenger RNA. It is a transcript of the gene Slu7, whose product is annotated as pre-mRNA-splicing factor Slu7. Gene Ontology annotation, cellular component: spliceosomal complex. Gene Ontology annotation, biological process: mRNA splicing, via spliceosome. The record is from RefSeq and is a predicted model, not a curated record. The coding region runs from base 148 to 1845 and encodes 565 amino acids. The transcript has 5 exons. NCBI's taxonomy places the organism in Eukaryota, Metazoa, Arthropoda, Insecta, Neuroptera, Chrysopidae. Gene Ontology annotation, molecular function: pre-mRNA 3'-splice site binding.